AUGAGAACUAUAAAUGAAACAGUAACUGAAUUUAUACUUUUAGGAUUUUCUGAUAUCAAAAACCUGAAGUUACCUUUGUUUAUUAUAUUUUUAUCUAUUUACAUUUUAACUGUAAUGGGAAAUGUUGUUAUCAUUACCAUUGUCUAUAGUGAUAAACACCUACAUACACCAAUGUAUUUUUUCUUAAGUAAUUUGUCCUUCCUAGAGAUUUUAUAUACAUCUAAUAUUAUUCCAAAGAUGAUAAUUAACAUAAUUACAGAAAUACAAAGUGUGUCAUUUAUAGGGUGUAUAAUUCAGUUGUAUUUCUUUGGCUCUUUAGGUUCAACUGAGUGCUUUCUUUUAGGAGUAAUGGCUUAUGAUAGAUAUUUAGCUAUCUGUCAACCACUACACUAUCCAUUACUCAUGAGUACAAGGACAUGCAUACGUUUUUCUUUCUGUUCCUGGGCCGCUGGUUUUAUAGCCACAUUUGGGGCAAUUAUUUUGGUAUGUCAACUGCACUUCUGUGGACCUAAUAAAAUUAAACACUUUUUCUGUGACCUUCAGCCUGUCUUGAAAUUAUCUUGCAAAAAUGCAUUUACUAUGGAGACUGUAGCUGUAACUUUGGCUUCCACAAUUCUCCUGGGUUCCUGCAUUCUCACUCUUUCAUCUUAUGUUCAAAUAAUAUUUACUAUAUUACGAAUACCUUCUUCUGAAGGAAGAAAGAAAGCUUUCUCCACAUGUGGAGCACAUCUUACUGUGGUUGUCAUAUUUUAUGGGGCUAUGAUUUUCAUGUAUGUUACUCCUGUUACAGUUACCAGUUUCGAUUUUAACAAGGUUUUAGCUUUAUUAUAUACAGUAGUUACACCUUUCAUGAAUCCAUUUAUUUAUACACUAAGAAACAAAGAUGUAAAACAGGCAAUUCGAAUGGCAACCUUAAAAUGGAGUAUGUACUAG
Bombina bombina (fire-bellied toad) is the source of this 933-nucleotide messenger RNA. Its product is annotated as olfactory receptor 6N1-like. The transcript has a single exon. Bases 1 to 933 code for a protein of 310 amino acids. Gene Ontology annotation, biological process: G protein-coupled receptor signaling pathway. The record is from RefSeq and is a predicted model, not a curated record. Lineage: Eukaryota; Metazoa; Chordata; Amphibia; Anura; Bombinatoridae. Gene Ontology annotation, cellular component: membrane. Gene Ontology annotation, molecular function: G protein-coupled receptor activity; olfactory receptor activity.